Messenger RNA from Suricata suricatta (meerkat), 1878 nucleotides. It is a transcript of the gene MTAP, whose product is annotated as methylthioadenosine phosphorylase. The transcript is spliced from 8 exons. NCBI's taxonomy places the organism in Eukaryota, Metazoa, Chordata, Mammalia, Carnivora, Herpestidae. Gene Ontology annotation, biological process: nucleoside metabolic process. Gene Ontology annotation, molecular function: S-methyl-5-thioadenosine phosphorylase activity. Bases 105 to 956 code for a protein of 283 amino acids. Gene Ontology annotation, cellular component: cytosol. The record is from RefSeq and is a predicted model, not a curated record.
GCCGCCCCCGGGAGUCCGCACUGCUCCGCGCGUAGCCGCCACUACAACUUGCUCGGCUGUUGGGCCCAGCGCGUCCGCCACCGCAGCCGCCUCCCCGCGCAGAUAUGGCCUCAGCUGCCACCCCCACGACGGUGAAGAUUGGAAUAAUUGGUGGAACAGGCCUGGAUGAUCCCGAAAUCUUGGAAGGACGAACAGAAAAAUAUGUUGAUACUCCAUUUGGCAAGCCUUCUGAUGCCUUGAUUUUGGGGAAGAUAAAGAAUGUUGACUGCGUCCUCCUUGCCAGGCACGGGAGACAGCACACCAUCAUGCCUUCCAAAGUCAACUACCAGGCGAACGUGUGGGCUCUGAGGGAGGAGGGCUGCACGCACGUGCUGGUGACCACCGCCUGCGGCUCCUUGAGGGAGGAGAUCCAGCCCGGCGACAUCGUCAUUAUCGAUCAGUUCAUCGACAGGACCACCAAAAGGCCUCAGACCUUCUAUGAUGGAAGUCAUUCCUGUGCCAGAGGAGUAUGCCAUAUUCCUGUGGCUGAGCCAUUCUGCCCCAAAACGAGAGAGGUCCUCAUAGAGACUGCUAAAAAGUUAGGGCUCCGGUGUCACUCAAAAGGGACAGUGGUCACCAUUGAGGGGCCUCGCUUUAGCUCCCGGGCGGAAAGCUUCAUGUUCCGCGCCUGGGGGGCAGAUGUUAUCAACAUGACCACGGUUCCUGAGGUGGUUCUUGCUAAGGAGGCUGGAAUUUGCUAUGCAAGUAUCGCUAUGGCGACGGAUUACGAUUGCUGGAAGGAGCAUGAGGAAGCGGUUUCAGUGGACCGGGUCUUAAAGACCCUGAAAGAAAAUGCCAAUAAAGCGAAAAGUUUACUCCUCACUACCAUACCUCAGAUAGGGUCCAUGGAAUGGUCAGAAACCCUCCAGAACCUGAAGAAUACAGCCCAGUUUUCUGUUUUAUUACCAAGACAUUAAAAUAGCAUGGCUGCCUAGAAGACCAGAAGACUUUCAUUUGGGAAAUUUCUGCUUAACUUGGAAAAAAACAUGGAAAGACAUGCAGCUCUCAUCCCCCUGCCUGCUAAGGAAGAACAUGACAAGACAUGCACAUAUCAGAGAUGCCUUCUAGGAGGUUUGGAGUGCUUCAGAAAACAGAAGGAAAGCAACUCACCAGUAAAUAUGGAAAAAUUCUUAUACUUUAGGAAAAAAGACAAGACCCCAUUUACCCUUCCACCAAUAAAUUUGUAAUAAUAAAGGGUGGGAGGUAACAUCCAGUUUCCCAUGUUACCAAGGAACUAUGAAGAAGAACUAGAAUUCUUGGGCUAUUUGUUAGUGUAACUGAAAAUUCAUACAGUCUUUCUGGAGGGCAGUUUGGUAAAAUAUAUCAAAGGUCUUAAAAAUACACUUUGUGCUGGUUACUCUACUCCUAGGACUUUAUCUUUAAAAAAUUAUCAGAUACAAAGAAUUAUGUACAAAGGAGGAUGUCUAAUAUAGUUUUAGUUAUAAUAACAAAUGUAAAACAGUCUGAAUAUCCAACAGUUGGAGAUAAAUUUUUACCUAGCUCUAAUUAGACUAUGAAGCAACCAACUGAAGAUCAUGUUUUCACAUAUUUAAUGUCCUAAAGAAAAUGACUGCUCUAUCAUAUGAAAUGACAAAAGGAUAUGUGUAAGCAUUUUACAUUGCUAAUUUUGUCUUUAAAUUCUUUUUGAUGUGCAAAAAGACUAGAAAUGAAUAUAUAAUCUUUUGUUACUGUAUAUGGGGGAGGGACACAAUUGUAAUUUUAUUUUUCUGUAUCUUCACAUUUUUCUACAGUGAAUAUAAUCAAAUGGUAAAGCUGUCUUAAAAAUAAAUAAAAAAGACUCAGUUCUUGAAAACACAAAUGUAAUGAUACAAAAUUUAA